AAACAUUCGAUUUGUUUACAUCACUUACAUUCUGUAUCGGAAACGCGCGAUUGUAUUGCCAGGUAUUAAUAGACAAACGUUUCGUAUCGUGAAUACGGUAAAAUUUGAGAUAUCUGUUCAAUUUUAUCGGAAAAAUAUACCUCUGAGAGAUGGCCGAAGAGGAGCAGAUGCCAAUCAUACCGGUAAAAGAGCCGCUGGAUCUGAUUCGACUCAGCUUGGAUGAAAAGAUUUAUGUUAAGAUGAGAAAUGAACGAGAGUUGCGUGGACGAUUGCAUGCUUUCGAUCAGCAUUUAAACAUGGUUCUGGGUGACGCCGAGGAAACAGUGACCACAGUGGAAAUUGAUGAGGAAACCUACGAGGAAGUGUAUAAGACUACCAAGCGUACCAUACCGAUGCUGUUUGUCCGAGGGGAUGGCGUAAUUUUGGUUUCUCCUCCUAUGCGAGUGGGUAAUUAAAUUCGGAGGCUUCGGAUAGGGGCGCAUUAAAUAUUAUUACAAUGAACAAAUCAAUAAUAUAUAUAUUUGCUGAGUA
Molecule: messenger RNA, 531 nt
Organism: Toxorhynchites rutilus septentrionalis
Lineage: Eukaryota; Metazoa; Arthropoda; Insecta; Diptera; Culicidae
Gene: LSm3
Product: U6 snRNA-associated Sm-like protein LSm3
Exons: 3
Coding region: 150-455 (101 amino acids)
Biological process (GO): P-body assembly; mRNA splicing, via spliceosome
Cellular component (GO): catalytic step 2 spliceosome; precatalytic spliceosome; U4/U6 x U5 tri-snRNP complex
Molecular function (GO): RNA binding
Source: RefSeq, a predicted model, not a curated record